AUGCUGCUCUUCCUUAUCAUUCUGUUGCCAGUAGUUUUUAAAUUUAGUUUUGUUAGUCUCUCAGUACUGCAAGGCUGGGACUGUUCUGAAGGCUCUUCCUCAGGAAAGGGGAAUUCUACUUGUGUGGGUCCUGAACCCUUCUUAAUUUUCUCCCAUGGAGGCAGUAUCUUUAGGAUUGACCUGGACGGAACUAAUUAUGAGCAGUUGGUGGCUGAUGCUGGUGUAUCAGUGAUCAUGGAUUUUCAUUACUAUAAGGAAAGACUCUAUUGGGUAGAUCUAGAACGGCAACUUUUGCAAAGAGUUUUUCUGAAUGGGACAAGGCAGGAGACAGUAUGCAAUAUAGAGAAAAAUGUUUCAGGAAUGGCAAUAAAUUGGAUAAAUGAAGAACUUAUUUGGUCAAAUCAACAGGAAGGAAUCAUUACAGUAACAGACAUGAAAGGAAACAAUUCCCGUGUUCUCUUAAGCGCCUUAAAAUAUCCUGCAAAUGUAGCAAUUGAUCCAGUAGAAAGGUUUAUAUUUUGGUCUUCAGAGGUGGCUGGCAGCCUCCACAGAGCAGAUCUCAAUGGUGUGGAAGUGAAGAUUCUGUUAGAGACGUCAGAAAGAAUAACCGCUGUGUCACUGGAUGUGCUUGAUAAACGGCUUUUUUGGAUUCAGAACAAUAGAGACGGAAGCAAUUCUUAUAUUUGUUCCUGUAAUUAUGAUGGAGGUUCUGUACAUUUUAACAAACACCUUACGCAGCACAGUUUGUUUGCAAUGUCCCUUUUUGGUGAUCGUAUCUUCUAUUCAACAUGGAAAAAGAAGACAAUUUGGAUAGCUAACAAACACACUGGGAAGGAUAUGGUUAGAAUCAACCUCAAUCCAUCAUUUGUACCACCUGGUGGAACCAAAGUAGUGCAUCCACUUUUACAGCCCAAGGCAGAGAGUGAUGCUUGGGCACCUGGUCAGAAACUCUGCAAGCUGAGGAAAGGUAACUGCACAGGCAGCGUGUGUGAGCAAGACUCUAAGUCCCAUUUGUGCACGUGCGCGGAGGGGUAUACUUUAAGCCCAGAUGGAAAGCACUGUGAAGAUGUCAAUGAAUGUGCCUUUUGGAAUCAUGGCUGUACUCUUGGGUGUGAAAACAUUCCUGGAUCUUAUUAUUGCACAUGCCCUGUAGGAUUUAUUCUGCUUCCUGAUGGGAAACGGUGUCAUCAAUUAAUUUCCUGUCCAAGCAAUACAUCUAAAUGUAGCCAUGACUGUGUUCUGACAUCAGAUGGUCCCAUAUGUUUCUGUCCUGAAGGCUCAGUGCUUGAGACAGAUGGAAAAACAUGCAGUGGCUGUUCAUCACCCGAUAAUGGUGGAUGUAGCCAACUCUGCCUCCCUCUUAGCCCAGUAUCCUGGGAAUGUGGUUGCUUUCCUGGGUAUGACCUACAACUGGACAAAAAAAGUUGUGCAGCAUCAGGACCACAGCCAUUUUUGCUGUUUGCCAAUUCUCAAGAUAUUCGACAUGUGCGUUUUGAUGGAACAGAUUAUGGAUCCCUGCUCAGCCAGCAAAUGGGAAUGGUUUUUGCCCUUGAUCACGACCCUGUGGAAAAUAAGAUAUAUUUUGCCCAUACAGCCCUGAAGUGGAUAGAGAGAGCUAAUAUGGAUGGUUCUCAGCGAGAAAGGCUUAUUGAGGAAGCAGUAGAUGUGCCAGAAGGUCUUGCCAUAGACUGGAUUGACCGUAAAUUCUACUGGACAGACAGAGGGAAAGCUCUCAUUGAAGGGAGUGAUUUAAAUGGAAAGCAUCGUGAAAUAAUCAUCAAGGAGGAGGUCUCUCAGCCACGAGGAAUUGCUGUCCAUCCAAUGGCCAAGCGAUUAUUCUGGACUGAUAUGGGGAUUAAUCCACGAAUUGAAAGUUCUUCCCUUCAAGGCAUUGGCCGACGGGUUAUAGCUAGUUCUGAUCUGGUCUGGCCCAGUGGAAUAACGAUUGAUUACUUAACUGACAAAUUAUAUUGGUGUGAUGCCAAGCAGUCUGUGAUCGAAAUGGCCAAUCUGGAUGGUUCAAAACGCCGAACACUUGCCCAGAACGAUGUAGGUCACCCUUUUGCUAUAGCUGUGUUUGAGGAUCACGUGUGGUUCUCUGAUUGGACUAUGCCAUCGGUAAUAAGGGUGAACAAGAGGACUGGCAAAAAUAGGGUACGUCUCCGAGGCAGCAUGCUGAAGCCUUCAUCACUGGUUGUAGUUCAUCCAUUGGCAAAACCAGGAUCAGAUCCCUGCUUACACCAAAAUGGAGGCUGUGAACAUAUUUGCAAAGAGAGGUUUGGAUCUGCUCAGUGUUUGUGUCAUGAAGGUUUUGUGAAAGCCCCAGAUGGGAAAAUGUGUCUGGCCCUCAAUGGCCAUCAGAUACCACCGGCAGUAGGUAGUGAAGCAGAUCUAAGUAACCAAGUAACGCCACUGGAUGUCUUAUCCAGGAAUAGAGGAUCUGAAGAUAACAGUACAGAAUCUCAGCAUAUGCUAGUGGCUGAGAUCAUGGUGUCAGAUAAUGACGACUGUGGUCCUAUAAGAUGUGGUACAUGGGGUCAGUGUGUUUCAGAAGGAGAAAAUGCCACAUGUCAGUGUUUGAAAGGAUUUACUGGCGAUGGAAAACUAUGUUCUGAUAUAAAUGAGUGUGGGACAAGCACCACCGUUUGCCCUCCCACCUCCUCCAAGUGCAUCAACACUGAAGGCGGCUACGUUUGCCAGUGCUCAGAAGGCUACCGGGGAGAUGGGAUUCACUGUCUUGAUAUUGAUGAGUGCCAGUUGGGCAUACACACCUGUGGGGAAAAUGCCACCUGUACAAAUACGGAGGGAAACUACACCUGCAUGUGUGCGGGCACCCUGUCUGAACCUGGACAGAUAUGUCCUGACUCUACUCCUCCUUCUGUUCUCAUGGAGGAUGGCCGCUAUUCUGUGAGAAACAGUUACCAGGAAUGCCCCCCAUCCUAUGACGGGUACUGCCUCUAUAACGGUGUGUGUAUGUAUAUUGAAGCAGUGGACAGAUACGCAUGCAACUGUGUUUUUGGCUAUGUUGGGGAGCGAUGUCAGCACCGGGACUUGAAAUGGGAACUGCGCCACGCUGGCCAAGGGAGACAGCGGCAAGUCACUGUGGUGGCCGUCUGCGUGGUGGCGCUCGUCUUGCUGCUGCUGCUGGGGCUGUGGGGGGCGCACUGCUACAGAACUAAGAAGCUACCAUCAAAAAAUUUGAAGAAUCCUUAUGAAGAGUCGAGCAGAGAAGUUAGUAGGCCUACAGACAGCGAGGCCGGGAUGGCCUCUUGUCCCCAACCUUGGUUUGUGGUUAUAAAGGAACACCAAAAUCUCAGGAAUGGAAGUCAAUCUAUGGCCCUCAAGGACAGUGAGGCAGCAGAUGUUAGCCAGUUUUCCUCUCGGGAGACAGGGUCAGUGCAACUGCCAUCACGGAGAAAUGAACCCCAGGUGUACAUGGGCGCAGAGCAAGGCUGCUGCAUUCCACCAUCCAGUGAUAAAGGCCCUGGUCCCCACGGAAUGCAGUGGGGUUUUCAUCUCCCUUCCUGUGAGGCACAGCCCAUUGCUCUGGGGGUUGAGAAGUCACAAUCUCUCUUGUCAGCAAACCCCAUACUGCAACAAAGGGCCUCAGAUCUACCACACCAAAAGAAGCUGACUCAGUGA
Molecule: messenger RNA, 3642 nt
Organism: Felis catus (domestic cat)
Lineage: Eukaryota; Metazoa; Chordata; Mammalia; Carnivora; Felidae
Gene: EGF
Product: epidermal growth factor
Molecular function (GO): calcium ion binding
Source: RefSeq, marked provisional